This is a messenger RNA of Plectropomus leopardus (leopard coralgrouper), 2286 nucleotides long. RefSeq names its product anosmin 1b (gene anos1b). Gene Ontology annotation, cellular component: cell surface; extracellular region. Gene Ontology annotation, biological process: neuron differentiation. Gene Ontology annotation, molecular function: protein binding; peptidase inhibitor activity. The record is from RefSeq and is a predicted model, not a curated record. Lineage: Eukaryota; Metazoa; Chordata; Actinopteri; Perciformes; Serranidae.
GUGACCAGCCUCACGCGAAGAAAGAAAAGUCUGCCGUUUAAUUUUGUGUUUUUCUUUCAUUUCGCAUCCUAGUAUUUCCUCUCGGUGUCAUGUCAGUUUGUCGGGCCGCUUUGGUGCUCCUGUGCGCGGUGUUGGCGGUGACUCGUGCCCGCAGGAGUUCACCGGAGCAGGAGGAUGUUCAGGAGAAAAUCAACAGCGCCAGAUGCACGUCCAGGUGCCUCACUCUGCAUAUGACUCAGCUAACGGCUGCAUUCAGACACCUCCAGAGUGACCAAGUUCUGGUUUGGUGUGAAAACCACAGACGCUGUGCGCAGUGCCUUCAGCCAUGCAAAGAACUGUGGGAAACCAGGCGAGUGCUUUCUCCAAGGUCCUGUGAGAAGCAGACAGAAUGUGUGACGAGCAGGGAGUUUCUGACCUCGCUGAAGUCGUCUCGUCAGGGGGACUGCCCGCCGCCUCAGCGAGCCACCGGAUUUGCUGCAGCCUGCGUAGAGAGCUGUUCGUCAGACCAGCAUUGUCCCUCCCCCAGGAAAUGCUGCUCUAAUGGCUGUGGACACACUUGCCAAGCCCCGGCUAAUCUAUAUAAAGGUGUUCCUCUGAAGCCUCGCAGAGAGAUGAGCUUCGUAGAGGAUUCAGAGGGUCAUGUGAGGGUGGUGUGGGUGUCAAAGUUCAACGUCAGCGUGGAGCCAGUCAUUUACAUGCUGCAGUCCCGCUGGAAUGUCGGGAUUCAUCCCAGUGAGGACCACGCCUCUCCAUGGACUACUGUUGCCAUGACCCUUUCUGAAGAUGUUCUUCUGUCAGAUUUGAGACCUCAGCGCUGGUACCAGUUCAGAGUAGCAGCCAUCAACAGCCACGGCAGCAGAGGUUUCACCACACCCAGCAAACACCACAUCUCCAGUAAAGACCCUUCACCUCCAGAACCUCCAGUAAAUGUCAGAGUGAGCAACCAAACUUUAGCCUGGAUGGGUUCACAACCAGGGACCCAGCUCACAGAAAGGUCGAGGGGAAGUGGGGUCACAGCGGUGGUCUUAUUAACCUGGGAGCCCCCCAGAGAGGGAGACCUGCCAGUCCACAACUACAGAGUCACCUGGAUGUCUCGACUUGAACACACAGCCCACAAACACACACACACGCUGCAUGCACACACGCAUACAGUGCACAGUAACAUGCACACGCGUCCAGCACACUCACGCACAGCGGAGCAGGGUAAAAAGGAGAGCAACAGCAGAGUGACUCAGGGGGCGCAGUGUGAGCUGUGGCUGCAGGGUCUGCUGCCAGCAACAUCUUACUUCCUUUCUGUCCAGACGGUAGCCUAUUGGGGUCAGAAGAGGCUGAAAAGUCCCAGAGCCCAAAUUGUCUUCACUACAAUGUCUUAUUCAGGCGAAGACUUCUCCAAUGAGCUCCCCUCUUCCUCAUCCUCAUCAUCUCUGCCCUCCUCUCCUUCUCUCUCAUCGUCCUCCCCCUCAUCCUCUGACCUCCCCCUCUCCUCCUCCCUGCCUCAGCCCGAAUCCCCCCUUAACCCUGUUGCCCCCGGCAACCUGCGCCUGGAGGUCGCCGCUCCUCAUUACCAUGACGACCAGCUGCAGGUCAAGGUAUUCUGGAAGUGGCCGCAUCAUGGUAGGCAGAGACACCCUGGUCCAUAUGUUUUGCGGUGGCAUCCACAUACCUGCAGUACUAAUGUUACAGGCACAGAGAGAACAGCAACUGUGCAGGGCACCCAUCACACCAUCACAGGCCUGCUGUUUGCCUGUAAGUACCAGGUUGCUGUGGCACUGAAGGCGGACCCGGGGUCAGAGGCGGUUGCCUGGGUUACAACCCCGACUUGCUCCUCCAUCAGGGUCAGAGGAGGCAAAGCUUUGCCCUGCAACACUGAGGAGCGCCUCCUGUCAGGCAGAAAGGUGAUACUACGACCAGAACGACUGACUGCAGACUUUCAACAAGUCAAUGGCACCCUGCUCAUGACGCUUCGCUGGAGGAUGUCCCAGCAUGCACUGGACCCAGCAGCUGUGGAGGGGUUCCAGUUCACCUGGACACUGCAAUCAGGUGUUACCAUGGAAACAGAGGGGCAAGAAGACACACUUAUCUCCCAGACACAGACAAUUGCACCGUCUCAGCGGUCGGUGUCAGUUCAGAGCCUUCAGGCCGACAGUGUUUACCAGCUGCAGCUCCAGGUGCUAACAACAGGAGGCAGCAACGGUGCAGCAGUCUCCAAGACCAUACAUACUCCAGCUCUCAACACCACACAUUGAUAGACCCAAACCCUGCAGUUGUCACCAUCUGCUGCACUAA